Messenger RNA from Sugiyamaella lignohabitans, 558 nucleotides. It is a transcript of the gene HAP2, whose product is annotated as Hap2p. Bases 1 to 558 code for a protein of 185 amino acids. The transcript has a single exon. NCBI's taxonomy places the organism in Eukaryota, Fungi, Ascomycota, Dipodascomycetes, Dipodascales, Trichomonascaceae. Gene Ontology annotation, biological process: regulation of transcription by RNA polymerase II. Gene Ontology annotation, molecular function: DNA-binding transcription factor activity, RNA polymerase II-specific; RNA polymerase II cis-regulatory region sequence-specific DNA binding. Gene Ontology annotation, cellular component: CCAAT-binding factor complex. The record is from RefSeq and is a predicted model, not a curated record.
AUGGACGCUGAACCUGCUGAACAACCAUUCUAUGUGAAUGCCAAACAGUACCACCGCAUUCUUAAGCGGAGAAUUGCUAGGGCAAAAUUAGAUGAGAGUCUGAAAGUCGCUCGAGGAAGACGCCCGUAUCUUCAUGAAAGCCGUCAUAAACAUGCCAUGAGACGCCCGAGAGGUCAGGGUGGCAGAUUUUUAACCGCAGCUGAGAUUGCUGAACGAGAACGCAAGGAAAGAGAAGAAGCUGAGAACGGCGGGUCUGGUGGUGAUCCAAGUAGUGCCAGCAAUAGCAGUGACAGUGUUAAUGAGCCAGAAGCAGUAUCUGUUAAUGGCUCUGAGGCCACUGCUGCUACCAGUGAAGCUGAUAAUGUUACAACCGACGCCGCUAGUAAUGGAACUUACCAAAAUAAUGAGACCGUUGUUGACGAGACCAGUAACGUUGAUGGUUCUCAAGCUAAUGACAAUAAUGACAAAUUAAAUAAAGGCGAAUAUCAGGAAAAUGGAGACUCAGCUGAACCCGACAGGUCUGGGGAACCAGCAGAACCGCUAGAGUUCCUGGCUUAA